Molecule: messenger RNA, 7054 nt
Organism: Capsaspora owczarzaki ATCC 30864
Lineage: Eukaryota; Filasterea; Ministeriida; Capsasporidae
Exons: 5
Coding region: 58-6684 (2208 amino acids)
Biological process (GO): homophilic cell-cell adhesion
Cellular component (GO): membrane
Molecular function (GO): calcium ion binding
Source: RefSeq, a predicted model, not a curated record
UUUCAUUUCAUUGUUCUUCCAUUACUCUUUCUUUCUUUCUUUUUGUUUUUUCUCCCAAUGCAGCCGCGGUCUCCGCCGACGCGCCAUUCGGUGUCGGUCUGCGUGCCGCGUCGCUCUUUGCCACUCUUGCAAGCUGUGCUUGUCGCGGUGGUUGUCUGCCUCGCUGCGACUCCCUCUGCGCUCGCCAACACCUGCAGUCCCUCACCGGCCACGGUGACCAACGCGAACGUGUACGGAUCGCUCAUCGCAACAUGCUCGUUUACCGGGUCGGGUACAAGCUGCCCUGGCAGCAAUCCGUACGUUGUCACGAACGUUACUGGCGGCAACCCGUCGUUCACCAGCGCCCUGAAGGACGAGCUGUCUCCUGUUGCUGGUGGAAACGCCAAGACGAGCGAGAUUCGCUUGCUAAACAUUUUCCGAUUCCGCAAUGCUCAAGGCACUUACACGGUGACGGUCAAGCCGUGCUCGGAUGCCACGACAACAUUCACCCUUACCAUAUCCGACUUCACGUCGGCAACCUUCUCGCCUUCGACGGCCACGAUUGAUGAAAACACUGCUGCAAACACGAAUGUGGCCACCCUCACGACCAGUUGCACCAGUCCCGGCUUUUCAAUCAUUUCCCAAUCGACCAGCGGCUUGUUCAAAAUCACUGGCGACAAGCUCCAGGUGAACAACGCUGCCUUGCUCGACUAUGAAACCAUCAAGUACGGGACAGUGUCUGUCAACGUCACGGGCACAAACUGCGUGCUGGUCGAACGCACCAUCAAUGUGACCCUCAAUAAUGUCGUCGAACCCCCGACCGGCAUCAAGGUGGACGGCGUGACGAUCGUUGAUUCCGUCACCUCCAUCAACAUGAAUGAAGAGUUGACGACGGCCUCCGCCCAGUUCACGGCAGUCACCCAAGAGGCAGGCACAGUCACGUACACACUGCUGCCCCUCGCCGGACAGACCGAUUGCACCAUCUCUGAAGCUUUCGGCAACUGCAGCCACCUUUUGUUUGACAUUACAGUCGACAACCGAUUGCAACCGAGCGCUAGCGCCAUCAGCUCGCGCCUGAUCAACUACGAGUCGGAAAAGCUCAUUGACGUUGGCCGAACCUUUACUGUUUGUGUCCAGGCGACACAGGGCGGACUGAGCAUCCAACGGCUUUUCAAAAUCAAUGUUCUCGACGUGCCUGAGGCACCGCGCGGCAUCUUGGUCUCCGGCACGCUUCCUGAGAAUUCGGCCACGAUGGGCAUGAUUGGCUACGUCACUUGCGAUGAUGACGAGAAGGAUGCAACCCUGACCGCGACUGGUUUCCCUACCGAUGCGAACAUUGCGCUCGUCGUCAACUCGACUGCAGCGGUCGGGUCGCCGUACCGCUAUUACCUCAACAAACUGACCGCUGUCGAGUACGAUUUCGAAACGAGCUCCCCUUACUCUUGGAGCAUGGCAGUCACAUGCGUCGAUAGCGGCAGUCGAACGCUUCCCGUUGGAGCUAGUCCGUUUACCUUUUUCGUCACAAACGUCAAUGAGGCGCCAAGCGCGCUUCGUUUCACAUCUGGAAACCCCAGCGCUCGGACCACGAUCAAUGUCCUUGAAAAUCUCAAAGGCUGCCACAACCUUGACAUUGUCGACCCUGACGUGAACUUGGCGAGUGGAGACCCUUCCAACCGCUGCAAUAGUGGCACUUACCCGUUUUGCAGCAACUCGUUCCAGCUGAUUGUCGAUGACCCGGACAGAUUCUACACCACUACCACCCCUUCUCGCCAACUUUGCAUCAACGCGACAUUGGAUUUCGAGACGACGCCCGUUGUGAACGUGUCGGUGCAGGUUUCAGACGCAGGCGGCGGAAACAACAACUUUAUCAUGUCGUUUAUUCUGCAAAACGUGAACGAGCCGCCGUCAAACGUCGUGCUCUCGGCGACCAGCUUUGAUGAAAACGUGCCGGGCAAUACCUUGGUUGCAAUUCUUUCGGCAGUCGAUCCUGACGUUGGCGACACAAUCGUCUUUGCUGUGAAUGACACUGCCAACUUUGUCAUCACAAACAGCGUCGAGCUACGCACCGCUGCGUCUGCCAGCUUUGAUUACGAGACAAAGUCCGUCUACUACCUUCGCAUCACCGUGACGGAUUCGGGACCGACCUCGGUCGACUUUCCGGUGAUCAUCACCGUGAACAAUGUGAACGAACCCGUCAUCCCCGUUGCCAUCACCCUGAACGGAACUGGCGGCGUGUUCACCGACUCGGAGGCCCUUCCCCCAACGCAGCUCGGUGUGGCGCUGUGUCGCGACCCCGAAAACGAGUACAUUAGUUACACUGUGGUGGAAGUGCUCAACCGCAUCACGAGCGCCACCUCCAACAGUGUGACUGCCAUUCAGAAUCUUCUCUACUUCCAGCAGCCUGUGGCACCUGGCAACUACUCGUUGACAGUCCGAUGCGUGGACUCGCUGUCGUCGCAGCCGGCAACCCAGACUGUCAACUUUGAUGUCGUGUUUGUCAAUCGUCUGCCUACAUCGUGCACAUUGUCGCCCUACCUUCUUCCAGAGGACAAGAUCGCGGCGUACGUUGUCGGCACCAUAUCGUGCGUCGACCCUGAUGGUGACGCCCUGACCUAUGCUCUCGACACUGUCGCCUCCAGCAACCGCUUUGUGCUCUGCAACGGAAACCAGAUUUGCGUCUCGAGCAUUGUCACAGCCAGUGCCAAUCGCUUUGACUACGAGUCGGGCGCCGGAGACCUUUCGGUGACUGUGCUCGUGACGGAUGCGUCCGGCACACCAACGCCAUUCGCGCUUGACAUUGAGCUCUCGAACGUCAACGAGGCCCCGACGUUCAUCACCACAAGCGGUCUCUCCGUCACCAGGACGACUGGUAUCAGCGCCCUUGUGGGCACCCUCUCGACCAUUGACCCAGACUUUGGUGACAGCUGGACCUACACCCUCUUGAACACGUUCGACUAUGCAUACUUUUCUCUGUCUGGAAGUCAGGUUCUCUCGCAGUACGCCAACUUUGACUUUAUCACCAAACCCAACUACACCCUGCAAGUCACCACGACGGAUGCUGAAGGCCUUUCGCUCACCCAACUCGUGACCGUGUACGUGACGGAGAGCAACAAUAUUCCCACGGGCAUUUUGCUUUCUGCCAACACGGUUCAGGAAAACAGCCCCGUCGGGACUGUGAUUGGCACGCUCUCCACUGUCGACCGAGAUAAUCGCACGCAGACCUAUGCCUAUACUCUGCUGGAUAGCGCCUCGAAUGUGUUUAGAAUCGUCGGCGAUCAGCUGCAAGUCAACUUGGCCGUGCUCAACUUUGAGAGUGUCGCGUCCUACCGCAUCGCUGUCAAAACCACCGACAGUGGCACCCCUCCGUACUCGUUCGAUGCGUUCUUUGACAUUGCCCUGACCAACCAGAACGAGUCGCCACAAAAUGUCUACCUGACCUCGACCACCGUCGCCGAAAACUCCCCCUCAAACACUGUCGUCGGCACGUUGAGCUCGGACGAUCCCGAUGCUGGCGCCGUCCUCACCUACUCGGUCGUGGGUGUUGGCAACUCGAGCACCGUGUUUGGCUGCUCUGGCAACCAGCUCAUCGUCACGGGAGGUGGUCUCGACUUUGAAAUGUACUCGUCGUACCAAGUGAGCGUCCGAGUGAGCGAUGGCACGCUGUCCGCCGUCAGCACAUUCACCAUUACCGUGACCAAUGUCAACGAAGCCCCCACCGACAUUGUCAGGGUCAGUGGUGGAUCCGUCUCGGAAAACUCUGCCCAGGGUGUGGAGGUGGCCACGUUCCAAGCGAUCGAUCCCGACCGUCCGUCCGUGUUUUUGUUUGCGCUCGAUGACUCUGCGGAAGGCUUCUUCACCAUGGCCAGCAACGUGCUUCGCGUUGCCAAGGCCGGCCUGGACUAUGAGCGCAACACGAGCAUGACGAUUACGCUCCGCGCGACCGACUUGGGCGGAGCUCCCGGCGGCUUGUCUGUCGUCCGUCAGUUUGUCAUCACCAUUCUCAAUGUGAAUGAGCAGCCUGCGCCCACCUUGAGCGUCAAUAGUGUGAAUGAGCGUUCGCCCGUCGGCACCGAAGUCGGUGUCUUUUCUGCCAACGACCCGGACAAUGCGCGCACCGUGACCCAGACCCACACCUUUGCCCUUCUCAAUGAUCAGUCUACCGGCGCGUUCACGGUCACGACGGAUGGCAAACUGCUCGUCGCUCGUGCGGGCAUCAGUGCGUCCGGCUACGCCAAUUCGCAGAUUACGGUUCAAAUUUCCGUCACUGACAGCGGCUCGCCCGUGAUUACCUUUAUUACGAGCUUUGUCAUUACCAUCAUCAACGUCAACGAUGCGCCGACACGCAUCAGCUUCUCGGCCAGCUCGGUGCCCGAAAACGCUCCUGCAAAUUACCUCAUCAACACGUUCUCAACGUCCGACCUGGAUCCGGAAGAUACCCACACUUACACGCUCAUCAACGACACUUGCAAUGCGUUUGCGAUUAGUGGCAGUGCGCUCAUCGUCCGCCCCAACGCGACCAUUGACUAUGAGGCACACUACCCGGACACGUCCUGCGUAUUUGCUGUGCGCUCCACGGACUCUGGCACCCCGCCGCUCUCUGUCGAGCGCAUCUUCACGAUUGCCAUUACCGAUGUCAACGAAGCGCCAACCGGUGUGCUCUUUACUCCUUUCGUGCCCCUCCGCGAAAACGAAGUCAACACGAUCAUCGGCAACUUGACGUGCCUGGACCCCGACCGCGGCCAGACGUUCAAGUUCUCCAUCAUUGUCAACCCAGGCACCGACUCGUACUUUGUCAUUGUGGAUACGAACAAGGUGCAAAUCAAGUACCAGGUCGAUUACGAGCUGAAUCCUUUCGUUGCCGUGCAAUUCCAGUGCACGGACAGCGGCACGCCUCCGCUUGCCAUCAGCCAGACUGUGAAUCUGAACGUCACCAACGUGAAUGAACAGCCUGCAAACAUUCUUCUUUCCAACAUGUCCAUUCCCGAAACGGCCGCGGUUGGAACGGUGGUUGGCAAGGUGACGGUGGAUGAUCCAGACGUCGGCGACACCUUCAUCAUUGAGUUGAUGGCCAGUGCCAACGGUCGCUUCCGGCUUGAGAAUGCGACGGGACCUGGCGGGAUUGUGACCAAUCUUGUUGUGAACGCAACGCUCUUGACUGCCGCCCGCGACCGCUCUGCUCGCGUCACCAUUCGCGCCACCGACUCGGGCGGCCUGUUCCGCACAUUGAACUUUGACCUCGCUCUCACCUACGUCAACCUUCCGCCAACCGGUGUGUCCAUCACGGUCGGCGAGUUUUCCGAAACGAUCGCCGUAGGCACGUAUGUCGGCACGCUCAUCGUUGCCGACAUGGACGCUGGCCAAAACCACACUUGCACGCUGGUGGAUAAUGACUCUGGCACAUUCUCGCUCGUGAACAAUGAUCUGUAUAUCGCCUCUGUGGCGACCAUUGAUUACGAGGCCGCCCCGACGCACUCGGUCAAGCUGAUGUGCACAGACAACGAAGGUCUGGGCUUCGCGACUCCUCAGACGCUCGUCCUGAGCGUUCGCGACGUGAACGAAGCCGGUCUGUCCAUCCUGCCCAACCCGACAGCCGUGUUGGAGACGCUGUCCAUUGGCGACGUGGUUGCUGUGCUCAGCACUCUCGACGACCCCGAGACGAGCCAGAGCCACACCUAUGCCAUCACCUCGCCCAACUGCCCCUUCACCAUCACGGCCUUUGGCCCGGACUCGAGCAACCUCCGUCUGGCGCAGCCGUUGAAUUUCGAUCUUCAACCGAGCGUCUCCUGCAUGAUUAGCUCGAUCGACGACGGUUGGCCGCCGGCGGAACUCCCAUUCAACCUGACCAUUGGUGUGAUUGACGUCAAUCCGUGUUUGCUCCCUGCGGCCGGAAACUGUGGCGCGAACGCCAUUUGUCAGAAGGCUGGACCCGGGCGCAGCAGUUGCGUUUGUACAGAAGGCUAUGUGGGCGAUGGCCUGACUUGCUCGCUGAUUCCUGUUGGAGAAAGCAUCGAGUGCAUCGCGCCGCGAAACCGCGUGAGCUGCAACAAAUGCCAAGUUGGCUUCCAAGUCAGUUCCUCCAGUGAUCAAUGCGGUCUUGUUGGCGGAGUCAAGUUUUGCACCCGUGCAUGUGUUGAUGUGGACGAAUGCCUGCGUACCGACAACGGCCCUUGCUGCUCCGAGCUCACCUGCGAAAAUCGCGAUGGCUACUACAGCUGCACCGGAUUCGCUGUCCAGCCUGCGCUGGUGGAGCGAUUCUUGACGACUUACCCGGAAACAUCGCGUAGCGCUGUGCUCUGUGCAUUGGCAACCCACCGCACCCACAACGAGACAAACUUUGGAACCCUUGAGCAGCAAGUCUUUGGCGAUGACGGAGCUGCUCUUAGUGCAGGAGCCAUUGCUGGAAUCGUCAUUGCGCUUUUGAUUGUGGCGGUGAUCGUCGCACUGGUUGUCUUGAAGCGACGCCGCGCUGCCGCCGCCCGCAAGCUGACUCAAAACGAAGAGGAGCAGCUGCAGGACCCGGCACUGGCAGCUGCCGUCACCCCGAAGACUCAAGAAGAAAAGCUGCUCGAAAAGGCGCGUCAGCUGGAGGCUCAACACGAGUCCCAGAGGCAGGCAAAGAUCAGCGCCAACUUGGCCGUCUUUGACCAGAUUGCUCGUCAUAAUGCGACGCAGCUCCACGCAGACCAGGGUGCUUCCCGGAUUUAAUCCCCACGGGUCUUAAGAUUGAGACGCUUGGUUUCUCUGUUUUGUUCUUCUUCUUCUUCUUUCCUUUUUUUUUCUUUUGCUUCCUCUUUCCUGGCUUUGUUUUCUUCUUUCCUCUACCUUUUGCUGCAACCCGUUAUUCCAACCCUUUUUGAUUUUGUUAGCUUGUUGUUUUGGUUUUUGUGAUUCAACUCGUUUCGUUUUGUUCGGAACGUUCUGUUACUACUGCUGCUUUGUCACCCUAAUUUCCCCCAACUUCCCCCUGUAUUGUACGAUGGCUAUGCUUUGUUGUCUUGUUUGUUCUUGGCUUCUGCACAUAAAUCAGCUUUGCUUUUUUCUUUUUUUUUUGCUUUUUGUUUGUUGUUUUGUUGUU